AUGUCACCACCAAAUAUUAUAGCGAUAUUCUUAGCUGAAUUUGAUAUAAAAGCUGGCUAUAAAUUAAUAUGGUCCAAGACAAAGACAAAGACAAAUAUUAAUCUAGAUGGUUUGGAAUAUAAAGUUUUUCCAUCUGGUGUUCAUGAUUUUAAUAAUUCAACAACUUUAAUUAGUCAUUUUGAUGAGAAAUUAUACCUUGGGCUUUCUGUUUUUUAUCAACAUACAUUUGGUGAUUCAAAUGAUAGAUCAAAUGUGAAAAUGUUUUCAUUGGGGAUAUUAACUGAUGGUGAAAAUGGAUUUGAAUAUGUUAAUUCAUUAAAUUCUAAAUUGGUUCAAUUUGUUAACAAUCAAGAAAAGAAUUAUAGUACAUUUGAGGAGAUAUUUAAGUUGUCUGCUGCUGAUUCAAUUAUUAAUCAUCCACUUACUAAAUUGCCUAAAAUGAUCAAAGAUCUUGGUCCUUUGUUACUCACAAUUUAUAAACAAUCAUUAUUACGAAAGAAAAUUAUAUUAUUUAAUAAAGGGGAUACUUUUGACGCUGGUUCAUUCACUUAUUUAAUCUCAUUAUUAAGUACUAUACCGGACCAGCCAACCGCACAGCCUAUUUAUCAAAUUGGUUUAAAUGAUCUCGGUGGUAAAUUAUUAGAAAUUGAUGGUUAUAUAGCUGUUACAAAUGAUGAAAUAAUUAAAGAGAAUAGAGUUUAUGAUAUUGGAGUAGAUUUGGAAGAACCAAGAGUAUUUUCAAGGGAUGGUCAAAUAUAUGCAACUCAUUCAGAUUUUGAAAGAUUCAAAAAAAUAUAUCAACCAGAAAUUGAAGUUAGUAAUUUGGAAACUGCUUCAAAAGAUGACAUAUCUAUAACUCCAACAGAGAUCGAAACUACUUAUUUACAAAUCCCAGAUUGGUAUAAUACUUUAGUUGAAUCUAAUUCAUGGAUGAAUUCAAUAUGGUCUGCUUUUUCGUGGUUUGCAACUGCUGGACAAUUAAGCCAAGAACAGCAUUUACAAAAAUCCACAUCUAUUGAGUUCAAGGAUCUUGUUAACAUUGUGGGUUAUUUUCACUCAUUGACUAAAAAAUGGAUAUAUAUAAUAAAUGAAUUAAUAUUAGAUAAACAACAAGAAAGUGAUGAAUUAUUGGUUAAUUUAGAAUUAACAUAUCAAGAUUUAGUAGAAAUGGAAUUGGAAUACUCAGAUUAUGAAUUUAUAAAGGAGUUUAUUUUGUUAUAUUUUGAAUCUGUUUCACUGGUUGAAAUUGAAGAAUCUAUAUUUUCAAUUUGUUGUUGA
Insectozyma verbasci is the source of this 1278-nucleotide messenger RNA. The record is from the annotation of a GenBank genome assembly. NCBI's taxonomy places the organism in Eukaryota, Fungi, Ascomycota, Pichiomycetes, Serinales, Debaryomycetaceae.